Phalaenopsis equestris is the source of this 1473-nucleotide messenger RNA. Its product is annotated as 50S ribosomal protein L3-2, chloroplastic. The transcript is spliced from 5 exons. The record is from RefSeq and is a predicted model, not a curated record. Bases 153 to 1073 code for a protein of 306 amino acids. Gene Ontology annotation, cellular component: mitochondrial large ribosomal subunit; ribosome. NCBI's taxonomy places the organism in Eukaryota, Viridiplantae, Streptophyta, Magnoliopsida, Asparagales, Orchidaceae. Gene Ontology annotation, molecular function: structural constituent of ribosome. Gene Ontology annotation, biological process: translation.
GCAACUGAAAUGGUUAACGUCGUUCCAAAACCCUACCCCAUGGUCGCCACCCUCUCCCUCCCUCACCAUGCUAUUGUCGGAAACCUUACCGGGAUAUCUCACCGUCGGCAUGUUCUACAGCUAGUUUCUUCUCAGGGCUUCUCCUUAAAGCCAUGUUCGCUUCUUCCAGAAGCUUUAUCUCCCGCUUCCGCCUGAUUCUACCGGGCCAAUUAUCUCACCGAAGUUUAAGCGCCGAGCCUCUACUAAACCAAUAUGAGAUUGAAGCUCCCAAAACUGGUCGCAUCAUCGAGGCCAUACCGAGGGCAAUGAUGCCCAACUCGAAGAGAACGGGAGCGAUCGCCGUCAAGUGCGGGAUGACGGCGCUGUGGGACAAGUGGGGGGUGCGGGUGCCGAUCACGAUCCUGUGGCUGGAUGAUAACAUUGUUUCCCAGGUUAAGACACCGGAAAAGGAGGGGAUCGUUGCUCUGCAGAUUGGUGCAGGUCAGAAGAAAGAAAAACAUCUGAGAAAACCUGAAGUGGGACAUUUUAGAGCCCAAGGCAUUCCUCUAAAGAGGAAACUGAAGGAGUUCCCUGUGACUGAGGAUGCUCUUCUCCCUGUUGGUACUCCAAUAACAGUAAGGCAUUUUGUGCCAGGCCAGUUUGUAGAUGUAACUGGGAUUACUCGAGGUAAAGGUUUCCAGGGUGUGAUGAAACGACAUGGUUUUAGCGGAGGACCAGCAUCACAUGGUACGUCUUUGGCGCACCGAGCAGGAGGUUCUACUGGCCAAAGAGAUGCUCCUGGAAAGGUUUUCAAGGGACGAAAAAUGGCUGGACGUAUGGGUGGAAAGCAAUGCACUGUAAAGAAUGUAUGGAUUUACAAGAUAGACCCUGCAAGAAAUAUUAUGUGGGUUAAAGGCCAGGUUCCUGGUGCUGAGGGAAACUUCGUCUUCAUCAAAGAUGCUGUGUACAAGAAACCAGAAACCUCAUUGCUGCCCUUCCCCACCUAUUUUGUCCCAGAUGAUGAGGAAACCUUAGAGCUAGAACCUCUAGUUGCUGAUCUUGGGGAUGUGGAUCCAUUCAUGGCUGCAGAUUAGCAGAUUACUGAAGAUCAAGCUCUGCUAAUUCUUCUUCUUACUUCAAAUUGAAUACAAGUGCUGCAGGUGAUCAUCUUCGAGUAUCAGAACUCGUUCAGCUGGAAAUUUUCGACCUGCAAAUUGCGUGAACACUGCCAUCGCCCAGUAAACUGGUUUAAUCUCUGCAGACUUGUUUGGUUUUUCCCUGAGUAUAGUGAUAGAUUAUAUUCCAUAAUAAAUUUCUCAGUUUUUGAAAUAUUAAUUGUUGUUGUGUUUUACUCUGAAAAUACAACAAAGUUUAGUGCAGCUAUUUUCUGCUAGAUUCUGGUUAUGUUGAUUGCUCAGUGCAGCUUGCUGUGGGAAAGCAGUUCUGUAACAUUAUGUACCUAUUCUCUGUUCUUUAUGAUUUUGCUCUUAACAA